Messenger RNA from Aspergillus ochraceoroseus IBT 24754, 6163 nucleotides. RefSeq names its product putative Ras GTPase activating protein. Gene Ontology annotation, molecular function: protein binding; GTPase activator activity. Gene Ontology annotation, cellular component: cytoplasm. The record is from RefSeq and is a predicted model, not a curated record. Lineage: Eukaryota; Fungi; Ascomycota; Eurotiomycetes; Eurotiales; Aspergillaceae. The transcript is spliced from 3 exons. Gene Ontology annotation, biological process: regulation of GTPase activity; regulation of actin cytoskeleton organization. Bases 440 to 5671 code for a protein of 1743 amino acids.
GCCAUCAGCACCAUCUUCUCCUGAUUUUCUCUCUGUCUUUUAUCGGGAUACGGGGCCAUUGAGGAAUUAACCAUUAUCGUUUCUCUUUCUAUUUUAUCCCUUGUUUCUUUCCUUCUAGUUUCUUCGUUCAUUUCCCCCCCCUCCAGGUAGUGUUCUAGAUUCUCUGCGGGACGGAGACCACCCGUUUCUAUACCAACCGAUUACGCCCGCCGAGUUCUUCCCGUAACCAUAGAGAGAGAAAGAGAGCAAUGCAGCUGCUCCCUUGAAUGCGCAUUCCAUCCCAACUAAAGUCUCCCUCUACCGAGUUGUGCCCGUGCACAUCAAUCCCUCUCUCCUUGUGGACUGCUUCGUUUCGUGAAGCAGGUAUGCGGCCCGUUGAGGUCGAUAGUUUCCUAUAUUUGUUGCUCUCUGCAUUCCUGUCCUCGGGAUCCUUCCAGUGAUGUCAACUCAUUCAGCGUCGUUCCGCCGCGUGCAGACCGAUUUUCCGACCCAAACAUCAAGUCCAUUGCGCCAUGGCUCAACGGCGUCAACAAACUCAUCCAUAUACUCUGUUUCUUCGGGAUCAUUUGCUCCUAGCCGCACCAGCACAGUCUCCUCGAAUGCUUCCAUGACCUCCGUAUCCGGGAUCGGCCAUAGGCGUGGCAAGAGCGAAGUAAACCCUCCAACUAUCCACGAAAACAUGACGAAAGGUGGCUCAGAGUGGUCCAACGCGGGCGCAACAUAUGAAAAUAUCCGUCGUUCGCUGCGACCGCUUCCUCAGGCUCCCAAUGCCUCUUCUCCUACAACGGUCAAAAAGGUCGCGUUUCGCCACUCGAGAAGCCAAACAAUCGACAAUCCUCAGCAUUGGAAAGAAAAUCGACCGCGCACUCCUGAAGCACGCUAUGCGCAGCAUCAAGAAGUCGAGCCUCUAAGGGAGAAGCAGUCGCCUAACAUUCACUCCCCUCCAACGCCCAGCUCGCCCCAUCAGCGCUCCCCUCAUACGCAGUCCGUUGUUAGGGCGCACCACUCUCAUAGCUUGUCAAGUCCACAAGCGCCGGCAUUAACAACGGCCCUCACAGCUCCAGACCUCGAAACAUUCCAGAAAUCUUCCACGGGACACCUUCGAACCCUGUCAAGAUUCGCCAAGUCCGGAGGAACCGAAGAAUUUAAGCUUGAUAGUUACACACCAUCCGUGGUAGGAUUAAAUGGGCGACGACGGCUCAAAAGAUCUGAUUCCGUAGCCGGAAAUCAGGUUUUGAAAGCGCAGAAAAAGCCUGCAUCGGCAUGGGCGGCUGGCAACUGGAUGGACAAGCAACGCCAGUUUUUGCAAGCCUACGAGUAUCUUUGCCAUAUCGGAGAAGCCAAAGAGUGGAUUGAAGAAGUUAUUCAACAACAAAUUCCACCCAUCGUGCAGCUCGAAGAAGCCCUACGGGAUGGAGUCACCCUAGGCGAGGUCGUCCAAGCAAUGUACCCAAGCCGAACAUUCCGAAUCUUUCGACACCCAAAGCUCCAGUAUCGACACUCAGAUAACAUCGCACUAUUCUUUCGAUUCUUGGACGAGGUGGAAUUACCCGAGCUCUUCAGAUUUGAGCUUAUCGAUCUGUAUGAGAAGAAGAACAUCCCCAAGGUCAUCCACUGCAUCCACGCCUUAUCAUGGUUGCUGUUUAAGAAAGGGCUCGUCGACUUCCGGAUGGGUAACCUUGUUGGUCAGCUGGAGUUUGAGCAUCACGAGCUUGAACAGACUCAAAAAGGUCUCGACAAGGCCGGAGUCAGUAUGCCCAGUUUCAGCGGCAUGGCUGCCAAUUUUGGGGCAGAACCAGAACCAGAGCCCGAACCGGAACCUGAGUCUGAGGAAGAUCGAAUCCAGCGAGAAUUACACGAGAAUGAAACCUCCAUCACGGAUUUUCAAUCUCAGAUCAGAGGCGCCAUACUACGACUGAAGCUAGGCAACCUCAUGAACGAUCUAUGGGAUUUUGAGCCGCUGUUGGUCGAACUUCAAUCACGUCUACGAGGAGACUGGACUCGCCAAAUUGUACAGUAUCGUUUGGACAUGCGUAUGUUUGCUGUCAAUCUGCAAGCCAUCUGCCGGGGCUUUAUUGUUCGCUCUCGUCAAAGGAAUACCAAACAAGACCACAAAGCUCUUGAAUAUGACAUUCUGCAGCUACAGAGCAUUAUAAGAGCCUCGAAAACAAGGUCCGAGGUCAACUAUCUGCAGAGCCAGAUGCAAAAACAUGAAUCUGGUAUUAAGCAGAUCCAAGCCGCUCUUCGAGGUGCACUCCAACGCAAAGCUGUCUAUGAUCUCUAUGAUGACAGCAAGGGCGCAGAAGACCAAAUCCGAUCUCUACAGGCUAGCAUCCGUGGUGCUCUGCAGCGUGCCCGGCUAUCAAAACAAUACGAGGCAACGAGAUCUGCUGAGAACAAUGUGGAAGGUCUCCAAGCCAUUAUUCGAGGCGCGAUGUUUCGCAAUCGAAUGAAUGCCCAACAUGAUGAGAUUGCCGAAUCUGGAAACGACGCGCAGCUUGUGCAGGCAGCGAUUCGUGGUAUGUUGUUACGUCAAGCCAUUGUACACCAGCAGGGGUUACUUGGCCAAGAGACUCCGGUAAUUACUUUCAUCCAGUCGUGUGCUCGGGCUAUGGCGGUCAGGAGCUCCCAGUCUGCGCUGAAGGAAUCUCUUGCUAAGGCAGAAAGUCGAUUCAUGACUAUGCAAUCUAUGAUUCGUGGUGCUGCCGUGAGAGACAGACUUGAACAAGUACGCAAGGAACUAGCGCAGCACGUCCCUUCAUUCAUCAUGAUUCAAAGCUUGGCCCGCGCUAAGGCUGUACGGUCAUUUGUGCAGUCUCAAAGAGCAGCACUAGCCAAUGAAAGCGAAUCAAUUCUUGAACUCCAGAGUAGAGCCCGAGCGGUUAUUCUGAGAAGGAGGCUGGACGAAGACACAGCCGUCCUACGACAGCAAGAAUCAGUUAUCACAGAUCUCCAGGCUCUCAGCCGCGCCGCUAUUUUGAGAAUCCACGUCGGUGGGAUACUAGAAGACCUCGACGAUUGCGAUGAUGAAAUUUGUGAACUCCAAGGGCACAUCAGAGCUAUGCUCGUUCGAGUAGAGGUCGGCCAGACACUCGCUGAGCUUGCAGCUGAAGAUGACAUCGUCACCGAGCUUCAGGCUUUCAUCAGAGGACACAUGGUUAGAGCUAAGUUCGAGGAGAAGCGACGUUACUACAAUGAGAACAUGGAGAAGGUGAUCAAAGCUCAGAGCUUCGUUCGCGGCAGAAUCCAGGGUCAAGCUUAUAAAAGCCUUACUACCGGCAAGAACCCUCCGGUUGGAACCGUGAAAGGAUUUGUGCACCUUUUGAACGACAGCGAAUUUGACUUCGAUGAGGAAGUCGAGUUUGAACGGACAAGAAAAUCGGUGGUCCAGCAGGUUCGGCAAAAUGAACUCGCCGAACAAUACAUCAGUCAACUCGACAUUAAGAUUGCUCUUCUGGUGAAAAAUAAGAUCACGCUAGAUGAAGUUAUCAAGCACCAAAAACACUUUGGCGGCCAUGUGGGAAAUCUUCUGCCGAAUACGGAGAUAUCGUCAAAAGAUCCGUUCGACCUGAAGGCUUUAAAUAAGACUUCCAGAAGAAAACUAGAGCACUAUCAGGUUCUCUUUUUCCUCCUGCAGACGCAGUCACAAUAUCUCGCCAAGCUUUUCCGAAGGCUGCGCGAGGUGAACGCUCCAGAAAAAGAGUAUGAGAGGAUUCGACACUUGAUGAUGGGUCUCUUUGGCUAUUCUCAGAAAAGGCGCGAGGAGUACUACCUCAUUAAGCUUCUCGCUCGUUCUGCACGCGAAGAGAUCGAGAGCUUCGAUUCCCUGCACGAGUAUCUACGUUGCAACUCGUUCUGGAAUAAACUUUUCGCGUCCUACAUUAAGUCUCCAAGGGAUCGGAAGUUUAUGCGCGACGUUCUCAAUACGGUGGUGAAGGAGAACGUUAUUGACAACCCGGAGCUUGACCUGGAGAGUGACCCUAUCCAAAUUUACCGCUCUGCUAUCAACAAUGAAGAGCUGCGCACUGGAAAGCGAAGCAGACGCCGACUAGAUAUCCCGAGAGAGGAAGCUAUCCGUGAUCCUGAGACCCGGGGGACUUUCAUUCAAAAUUUACAAGAUCUCAGAGAUAUUGCUGACCAGUUUUUCUCUGCGAUGGAAGAGCUUCUUUACCGCAUGCCCUUUGGGAUCCGCUUUAUCGCUCAGCAGAUGUACGAAAGUCUGCUUGCCCGAUUUCCUGGGGAGGAUCCCGGAUUUAUUCUCCAAACUGUGGGCCAUUGGGUGUGGAAGAACUACUUCCAGCCUGCGAUCAUGGAACCCGAAAAGUACGGAGUAGUAGACAGGGGCUUGACCCAGGAACAAAAACGAAACCUGUCGGAGAUUGCAAAAGUGAUCGCUCAGGUAGCAUCCGGGCGGCUGUUUGGCGCAGAAAAUGUAUAUCUCCAACCCCUGAAUACCUACAUCGGAGAGUCUAUUCAACGCCUGGGUCAGAUUUGGGGCGAAAUGAUCUCUGUCCAGGAUGCCGAAGCUCAUUUUGACAUCGAUGAGUUCAAUGAUCUCUAUGCCAAAACGAAGCCGACUCUAUACAUCAAGAUGUCCGAUAUAUUCUCUAUUCACCAACUCGUUGCUUCAAACAUCAACUUCAUUUGCCCGAAUCCAGAUGAUAUUCUGAAGGAGGUCAUUCGUGACCUGGGUAAUGUCAAAUCGAACGAGAACGAGCUGAUGAGUGUUAAUUCUUCCGAAAUUAACCUCACUCUGAACCCCAAGCUUGCUCAAGUAGAAGAUCCAGAAGCAAAUGUCAAAGCUUUGUUCAUGGAAACAAAGAGAUGUGUCCUCUACAUUAUCCGCGUACAAUCCGGUGCCAAUUUGAUGGAGAUCAUGGUUACGCCUCCCAUGGAGGAAGACGAGGAAAAAUGGAUGUCCUUUGUGCGUGAUGAAUUGAGUACCAAUAACACGCAACGAAGUGCAUACUCCGAGGCCAAUUCCUUAGUGGACAUAGCAUCCAUGAGCUACUCAGAACUGAAGCGUACGGCACUGGAGAAUAUCCUGCAGCUCGAAAGAACUGGAAAGAUUUCUCGCCACAAUCACUACCAGGAUCUCUUGAACGCUAUCGCAAUUGAUAUACGAACAAAGCACCGUCGCAGAAUCCAGCGCCAGCGAGAACUAGAGAGUGCCCGGCAGACACUAGGACGCCUCAAUGACCAAGCUGGAUGGUUGGAUCAGCAGCUCAAGACAUACAAUGACUACAUUGAGCAAGCAAUGAUCACGUUACAAAACAAGAAGGGAAAGAAGAGGUUCCUGAUGCCAUUUACCAAGCAAUGGGACCAUCAACGCGAGCUCCAAAAAUCCGGCAAAGUGUUCAAGUUUGGCUCGUACAAAUACUCGGCGCGCAACCUGGCAGACAAAGGUGUACUAGUCUAUUGGAAGGGGUACACAGAGCGCCAGUGGGAUCGAGUCGACCUGACCAUUUCGAGUAAUGAAGUCGGAGUCUUCACCCUUGAUGGAAGCAGUGGCCCGAUGAUGGUUCCCGGAGCCAACGCCCAGGUUCCAUUAGAUGACUUGCUACAAGCUCAGUUCAACAACAUGCAGUUCCUCGACUUUUUCGAAGGAAGCCUACGAGUCAAUGUCAACCUAUUCCUGCAUCUAAUCAUGAGGAAGUUCUACAAUGAAUGAUUGACCGUCACUCGGUGUUCUGGUUUAGGGUUGGUGAGGUUUUCUACUCUUUUUGCUGCAUAAUGUUUCUUUCAUAUUUCCCUAUUUCCCUAUUUCUCUGAUUUAUUUAUUAUGAUAUCCCCCCAUUUUCCUUCAUGAUAUAUCACGAAGCCAAAAGCACCCCUCCUACAUGGUGGCCCAAGCAGCACAUGCUCAGAGUCAUCUCUAGCAAAUUUCUCGCUCUUUGAUUUUUCUAUUUUAUUUGGCUUCCUCUCUUUAUUUCUUUCUGUUUCUUUUUCGCUUGUUUGUGUUAGCGACCAACCCUCCCUACUUGUGAUUUCGUUUCUCUGCAUGCUGGCCAUAUAGUUACUUUGUUACUUUGAUAUGAUUACCCUACCCUUCUCCCUACCCACUUCAAUUCGCCCUCGAUUCCCCUUUUAUUUCUUUGUGAUGAUUUAGAUGAAACAAUGUAUGUAUGCACGUGUACGUAUUAAUUAAGAAUGGCAUAUUAUA